Prunus mume (Japanese apricot) is the source of this 1153-nucleotide messenger RNA. RefSeq names its product oleosin 18.2 kDa-like. Lineage: Eukaryota; Viridiplantae; Streptophyta; Magnoliopsida; Rosales; Rosaceae. Gene Ontology annotation, cellular component: membrane; monolayer-surrounded lipid storage body. Gene Ontology annotation, biological process: lipid storage; seed oilbody biogenesis; response to freezing. The record is from RefSeq and is a predicted model, not a curated record.
AGUAAUGCCCGUUUUAAUAAACAUGCAGGCAACCAAACAAUGUGGCAGAACCGAACGCGAAAUGGUGGCAAUAAAGACUCCUUCACAGAAAGCCACCUCAACUUUCGAAUUAAAUCUAUUUUUCAGUAUUUUGGUAGUGCCCAAAAGCUGCACUGAAACUUGUUCCUCAUGCAGAGCCCCAACUCACCAUCUCAAACGUACGUGUCAUCACAUUGCACUCACCACCCUUCUAUAAAAUAUCACCACCUCUCCUCUUAUCUCAAUCCCAUUCACAUCCAUCUUUUGCUUCAUCACUCUUCUGAAACAAGUUGUCCAAAGUUUCGUCACUCCCAAAACUCUCAUCUCAGCUCCAGCUCUCAUCAAUGGCGGAUCGUCCUCAGCCACACCAGCUCCAAGUUCGUCCCCAGCAUGGCCUUGGGGCCAAGACCCAAUACCAAGGCCCGUCAACUGGCCAGGUCCUCGCAGUCAUAACUGGCCUUCCUGUUGGCGGAACCCUGCUAGCCCUUGCUGGUCUCACACUCAUGGGCACCAUCAUUGGGGCUCUGUUGGCCACCCCACUCUUCAUCAUCUUCAGCCCGGUUCUUGUCCCGGCUCUCUUUGUCAUUGGCCUGGCCGUUACCGGAUUUCUAACUUCGGGGGCUUUUGGACUGACUGCACUCUCGUCUCUGUCUUGGGUCACCAACUACCUCCGAAGGGCCGCGGGGUUGGUGCCAGAGCAGCUGGACCAGAUGAAGAGGCGCACAGCGGAUGUGGCAGAGUUUGUGGGACAGAAGACCAAGGAGGGCAGCCAAGACAUCCAGAGUAAGGCCCAAGACGAAAAGAGGAGGACAUGAAAGUCGUUGAAGUGGAAGAAAGGCUAGAGAGGUUGUAUACGAGAAUGGAAGGGAAAUAAUGUCGUAACCUAUUUCGAGUGGUUUUCUAUUGUUAGGUGUUGAUGUUGGCUGGCUUCAGAGGUGUACGUAUCUAGUGCUGUUCGUAUUGUCAUGUACUUGUUCUCGUACGUAGAAGAGUCUAAUGGGGUGGUUUUUGGCAGAAUUUAAGAGGUCCAUGAAUUUCGGUUAUGGUUACCUUUAGAAUCUGGCACUUCCUGUGUAAUUAUUUACAUUGUGUUUAAUGUAUGUCCUUAAAUGUUAAUUAUGCAAAUUUAUUGGUA